CGGUAAAGAACCUGCUGGGUCAAAGGUCAUCGUUAGGAAAACAACAUGGUGGACAGUGCAAAUAAAACAGUAAAGAACUAUGAAAGUUUGGACUCUUUUAUACGUCUAUGAUAAGUGUUACAAACAAUAACAAUGAGAAUGACAUACUGUACAGUACAGAUGCAAAGAAAUAACCAAAAUUAAGGCCUCAAGAUGAUGAGCAAUGCAUCAAAGAACCAAUCUCCUAAUCCAACAGGCCAAACUCCUAAGGGUAAACUGGACAGAAAUACUCCAUUGGAAGAAAACAAGAAAAUACUGAAAGUAUCCUCAGAAGAAGACAUUACUGCAUUUGCUCUAGAACUUUUGCGGCACUUGAAAUCAUGUGAUACUUAUGACAAUGAUGAGUGUUUGACAUCUCUAAAGACAAUCAGCUCUAUUUAUAGUGUUUGCCGCCCUCAUAGGUUAGCUAUUGGAACAGCUUUAACUGUUGAAGGACUGUCAGUGCAAUGCCAAAAGCAGUUGAAAUAUUUCAAUCAAGUGGGUGUAUUUAAGAGUGAUCUGGUAUGGUUCCCAUGUUAUUACACAAUGAAUAUCCUAUGGAAUUACUCAGAUGCUGUACCUACAUUGGCAAAGGCUUUGGCUGAUGAUGGUACAUGUAAACUUCUGCUAGCCAAUCUCUCUCACAAACCAUACCUUGAGAAUCUGAGCAGCAAGAAUGUAACCUAUAUGAUCAAAGCCUCCUUGAGUAUUAUACACAAUGUUGCACGCACACCUGAGACUGGACAUGUCUUCAAAGAAAACAAAGGAAUUGAGGUUAUCAAGCCAUUCACCAAUUCUGACAAUGACUUCUUCAAAGCCCUGGCUGCCCUCACUAUGGCUUACAUUAUAGAUGAAGAUGACCUCAACACAUUAGAUGCUAAUAAAGACUCCAUCAAGUUUAUUGUAAACUGUUUAAGGACUGCACUACAAUCAUCAACAAGACGAUUCCGUGGAUUUAGCCCAGGAGAGCUGGCCAUGGGGCUCAAUAAAUUGGCUGUCAAUGACAAGAAUAAAAAAGUGAUCGUUGAAUGUGGUGCAAUCAAAGAAUUUGUGUUAAUGCUUAAAUCCAAUGAUACGGAAGAACAACAUUGGGCAGCUCGUUCACUUUGGACAUUGGCAUUUGAUAAAGAUGUCCGUGGAGAAAUCAAAGCAACUGAUGGAUGUAUAGAGACUUUAGAAAUCUUGAAAUCAAGUGAGAACAGUGAUGUAAAGAGGUCAGCACUCGGUGCUUUGUGGGUCAUUAAUGAGGACAGCCAGGCUCGACCUAAGGCCAAAGAAGGAGCAGAUUUUACAAAGAAGGGCCAUAUUAUGAUAAGUUACAAUUGGGACCAUAAGGCUAUAGUUAGGAAGAUCAAUGACAGACUUAAGGCAAAUGGUUACAAAACAUGGAUUGAUGUUGAACAGAUGGGUGGGUCUACUCUGGAGGCCAUGGCAGAGGCAGUAGAGCAGGCCAGUAUGGUACUACUGUGUUUCUCAGAGAAGUACAAAGACAGUCCUAAUUGCAGAACAGAGGCUGAAUAUACAUUCCAACUGCGAAAGAAGACUGUGCCUAUAAAAGUACAGCAGGGCUAUACGCCUAAUGGCUGGCUUGGGAUGAUGAUUGGGACUAAACUUUUCUAUGACUUUAGUGGAAAAUAUCCAUUUGAUCCAAAAUAUGCAGAGCUGGUUUCUCAGAUAGACAAGGAAAUGGGAGGAAAAGCGGAGGCAGUAGUUCAAGAGAAAGACACUGCCGUUGACAUCAUGGAUAGCGGAUUUGCACCAACUGGCUCCUCCCCAUCUACAGGAUCAGCCACUGGGUUCAGGAGGUUACGAGUUGACCUAAAUGCUGCUGCAUCUAAAUGGGAUAAAACAGAAGUUUUGAACUGGUUGAAGGAGAAAGGAUUUGAAAGACAAUCUGUUGCGUUUGAUCGUUUUGAUGGACGUAUGUUGGGGAGACUUGCUGGCUUGAGGGGAGAGGCACCUGACUAUUUCUACAAAUCAUUAAAGCGUGAAUAUAAUCUGGAUUUGUUGGACAUUUUGAAACUAGUUGAUGCCUUAGAGGAAAUCUUCCCACUUGUGGACUAAUUUACGUCAAACAUAUUUGAGUCACACAAGAUACUUGUAUUUAUUACAUUUUACAUGUUUAUGCACUGUGAAGAUAUCUAUUAGUUGUGAUAUUAUAACUUCAUAAUGUUUGAAAGUACAAAAUGAAGUGGGAAAUAUACUGAAAUCAAUGAGAAUGUACUAUACAGUGUGAAAAGAUGCACAAUUCUAGGCUGGACAAUUGAAUAUCAAUAUAUUCCCAUGGCCACAUUAUUGAUAAUCGCAGAAAUCAGCAAGAAUAAAGCACUUGUAAAGGAAAUGGGCAUGAAUUCAGAAUUUGAAUUGAAAUGCCAGACAAUCAAUUGUUGGCCAAUACAUGAUACAAUCACAAUAUGUCAUACAGAAAUAGUGUCAUUAUAUGUGAAAAUAAAGUGUCAUUAUGGCAUGUUUGGAAGGUUUACGAAUCCAGCUGUAUCUUGGGAUUAACCCAAAAAUCAAUGUUUCAAAAAUCAUGAAUUUUAGGUUCUACCUUGUAUUAAAUGAUAUUGUUUCAAAGCUGCUUUAGAAGUAGAGUACUUCACAUAUCUAGUUGUUUUACAUUGCCUUUGAUGUCAAUUGAUGUGAUUAUACACCAUUGUUGAUAAUACAUUUGUUCAUGUAAUGCUAUU
Owenia fusiformis is the source of this 2708-nucleotide messenger RNA. The record is from the annotation of a GenBank genome assembly. NCBI's taxonomy places the organism in Eukaryota, Metazoa, Annelida, Polychaeta, Sabellida, Oweniidae.